This is a messenger RNA of Phaedon cochleariae (mustard beetle), 1096 nucleotides long. Lineage: Eukaryota; Metazoa; Arthropoda; Insecta; Coleoptera; Chrysomelidae. The record is from the annotation of a GenBank genome assembly.
ACAACUGUCAUAAUCUUACAACAAUCAGUCUGAUGGUUAGAAUGAACCUGGAAAUGGUUAUCUAAUAAGAGCUGCAGUUGUCCUUCACUCAGACAGUGUGAAGAUGAGUCCGAUUCUGAUCGUACACGGUGGUGCAGGGUCCAUUCCGGAUUCUAGAGUCUCGGAGAAGAUUAUUGGGGUGAAAAAAUCUGUGGAAAUUGGAUAUGAAGUUCUGAAGAAUGGGGGUAGUGCGCUGGAUGCUGUGGAGGCUGCAGUGAGAUUCAUGGAGGAUGAUGAAUCGUUCAAUGCUGGAUAUGGAUCAGUUUUGAAUCUAGAUGGAGAAGUUGAAAUGGACGCCAGUAUAAUGGUAGGAUCGAAUCUGAAAGCUGGAGCUGUAACUGUCGUCAAAGAUGUCAAGCAUCCCAUAAGUCUUGCUAGAAUGGUCAUGGAAAAAACACCACACCUUUUAUUAGCAGGAGCUGGAGCGAAUAAGUUUGCUAAAGAACAAGGAGUACCAGCUCUAACUCCUGGUAGUCUAGUAAGUCCGAGUGCAGAGAUGGCUCUUCAGCAUUUCAAGAAGAAAGGUGGAGAUUUGACAGAAAUAGGACACAAAAAUCCAGGUGAUGUUGGGACAGUUGGAGCAGUAGCUCUAGACUCCAACGGGAACCUUGCAGCUGCAACCUCCACAGGUGGUAUAAAUGGCAAGAUGGUAGGGAGAAGCAGUGAUACUUGCAUCAUUGGCAGCGGGACAUACGCAGAUGAUGACUUCGGAGCGGUAUCUACGACAGGUCAUGGAGAAACCAUCGCGAAAUUCUGCUUGGCUCACACAAUCGUCAAAGAAAUCGAAUAUGGAAAGACAGCCCAAGAAGCUACUGAGGAGAGUCUCAAGAAGAUGACUGCCAGGCUAAAUAAUACUGCAGGUGCUAUCACUUUAUCGAAAGAUGGUCAUCCAGGGAUAUACUUUACAAGUAAACGAAUGGCUUGGGCUUAUCAACAAGGCAACACCCUCAACUAUGGAAUCGAUCCCAAUGAAAAUAAUACUGAAAAUAUCUAGCUAUGAGCAUCUUUUUUAUUACAAAAUAUAUGUUUUUCUCUGAGAAAUAAUUAAACAGUUUCA